Prunus persica (peach) is the source of this 2397-nucleotide messenger RNA. Its product is annotated as protein TIC 62, chloroplastic. The coding region runs from base 147 to 2057 and encodes 636 amino acids. Lineage: Eukaryota; Viridiplantae; Streptophyta; Magnoliopsida; Rosales; Rosaceae. The record is from RefSeq and is a predicted model, not a curated record. The transcript is spliced from 15 exons.
CCAUCAUAUCCAUGUACUGUGGAGGGUGCCACAUCUGCCAAACUCAAAAAAGUAUCAGAAGAUAAUAAAACCGUUUAUUUGUCUCCAAUUGUUUAAAGCUCUAGACUUUUGGAGACCACUGAACUGAGCACUUGAAUUCCAUUGCUAUGGAGGCUUGCUCCUUGCACUCACCAACUGUAACCACAAUACCCUCUUUAUCCCAAAGUGGGUUUACAGAAAAACCUCUUCUGCGCGGUCAGGUCCUCAAAUUUUCCAAUUCCAAGAGGUACCCACAUGCCAGGAAGCUUGGAUUUCUUCAUAUCAAAGCUCAAGCUUCAGGCACCGCAAAGUUCAGCUCAGAGAUAGUUGAGCCAACUUCAAAAGAAGUAGAUCUAAAGGAUGAGAAUCUUGCAUUUGUUGCUGGUGCUACUGGUAAAGUUGGCUCACGAACAGUAAGGGAGCUUUUGAAACUUGGGUUCCAGGUCAGAGCUGGUGUCAGAAGUGCUCAGAGAGCAGAAACUCUUGUGCAAAGUGUUAAACAAAUGAAGCUUGACGGUGAAGGAACUCAACCUGUAGAGAAGCUUAAAAUUGUGGAGUGUGACUUAGAGAAACCAGAUCAGAUUGGACCAGCAUUGGGCAAUGCAUCAGUUGUGUUGUGCUGCAUUGGUGCGAGCGAGAAGGAAGUUUUUGAUGUUACUGGACCAUAUCGAAUUGACUAUCUGGCUACCAAAAACCUUAUUGAGGCAGCAACGGUUGCAAAAGUUAACCACUUCAUAUUGCUUACCUCUCUGGGAACAAACAAGAUUGGAUUUCCUGCAGCUAUUCUAAAUUUAUUUUGGGGAGUCCUGAUUUGGAAAAGAAAGGCAGAAGAAGCAUUGAUAGCCAGUGGACUUCCCUACACUAUAGUGAGACCUGGUGGAAUGGAACGGCCCACUGACGCUUACAAGGAAACUCAUAAUACUACCCUCUCAAAGGAAGAUACUUUAUUUGGUGGUCAAGUUUCAAACCUCCAGGUGGCAGAGCUCCUGGCAUCCGCAGCCAAAAAUCGUGCUGUUUCUUACUUCAAAGUAGUGGAAGUAAUUGCAGAAACAACUGCUCCAUUGACUCCCUUGGAGGACCUUCUUGCAAAGAUACCAUCUCAACGUGCUGACACUUACCCACCAAAGGGAUUAGGUACUGCACCUGCUACUAGUCCAGAACCUUCUAGGAGUGCCAAACCACCAACAUCUCCUACUCUAUCCCCAAGCACUACUGAUAUUGCCACCAAAGCAAGUGAUGCAGAUGCUAGGCCUGCAGCACCCGCAGCCACCACUCUUCAAGAAGCUUCAGAAACCAUUGUAGAGAAAGAAGACAUUGAGACAAAAGCGAAAGAUACAAGGCCACUCUCGCCUUAUGCUUCAUAUGAAGAUUUUAAACCACCUUCAUCCCCUUCACCCAGUCCACCUAGUGUUCAAAAAGAUAAUGUUGUUGAUGCAGUGUCACUGACCAUUUCAGAUGCUCAAACCAGCACAGUGGAUACAACAACUGCCGUGGAUGAGAUAAAACCAACCUCACAAGAAGUGAUAAUAACAAGGCCUCUUUCGCCUUAUGUUGCUUAUGAGGAUUUGAAGCCACCGAGCUCUCCAAGCCCAAUACCAAGUGGUCCCAAGCAAACACCCUUGGAUGCCUCAACUCCGGUAGAAGCUGUCUCACAAUCAAGUGGAGGUAACAAUUCCACAGAGGCUGUGAUAAGCAGUGUUGCUGAAGAGGUUUCUCCACAAAAUUCAAUUCAUUAUCAUUCACCCUACUAUGUAUAUGACAACUUCAAGCCCCCUUCAUCACCAUCUCCUACUCCUCCAAUCCUAUCAUCUCCUACUCCUACUCCUACUCCUCCAAUCUUAUCAGUCCUCUCAGAACCUGUUGCAAAUAAUGGGUCUCCGAUUGAUACCUUGAACAGCACGGUGCAACCUCCAACAGAAGACGCACAAAGCAACAGCAAGCAACAUACCAAACCGAAGCCAAGACCACUAUCACCUUUUUUUAUGUAUGAGGAGUUGAAGCCUCCAGCAUCACCAAUACCAUCCCUAAAGAAAUCCUAGAAGUAUCGAUGCCCAUCAAUUUUUACAAGGAAAAACCAUAAGCUCUUCACUGCAGCAGAGCCGUUGGAGUACAUUUGGACUUUGCAUGCAAGGGUUGGCAAGUUUACAUAUUCAUGAAGAGGAAGCAACUGAAAUUGCGGGAGUAUUAUUCAUGGAUGUUCUAAUAUAAUACCAGCGUUGUAUAUGUUACAGUUUUUAUCUUUCAAAUUUUUCUUCUUCUUUCAUAGUAUGUACUCGAUAUGCGAACCCUCCAGCAACAUAAUUUGGCUCUAAAAAAUGAGUCCUAUGUUAAGUUUAAAAGAACUUGAAACACAGCACAACAUUUGCGAUUUGGCUUAAA